UAUCAAAAAGGCACCAUUACUUGAUCACAUACUCAGCAAAUAGAAACUUAAUUAGUUCUUGAAAUUUUAUAGUUCUUGAUCUUGAAAAUGAAGAAGGUUCUUAGCUCAGCCUUACUGGUGGUUGCUGUGGUGGCGGUGGUUCUUUUAAGUGAGGCUAAUCUGUCGAAUGCUGUGACAUGCAGCCCAAUGGAGCUGAGCUCAUGUCUGUCGGCGAUAUCCUCAUCGUCGCCGCCGUCACAGACUUGCUGUGCUAAGUUAAAGCAACAGACGCCGUGUCUUUGCGGGUAUUUAAAGAAUCCAAGCUUGAAGCCAUACGUGUCCUCUCCUGGUGCUAGAAAGGUGGCUAGUAGCUGUGGUGUUCCUCUUCCAAGUUGCUAGAAAAUAGUAGUUCAUUCAUAUCUAAGUGAUUAGAUGAAUAAUAAUUAUAAUUAUAAUUAUAGUUAAGCUAAGCUAAUAUAUUAUAUAUGGUGUGUUAGAAGUAUGUAUUCUUCUCUGCUAGCUGCAGAGUAGAGUUAGUAUGUUAAUCAAUGUGCUGCUGUUUAAGAAAUAAAAAUGAGUGUUAUUUA
Messenger RNA from Mercurialis annua (annual mercury), 566 nucleotides. RefSeq names its product non-specific lipid-transfer protein 2-like. Lineage: Eukaryota; Viridiplantae; Streptophyta; Magnoliopsida; Malpighiales; Euphorbiaceae. Bases 88 to 378 code for a protein of 96 amino acids. The transcript has a single exon. The record is from RefSeq and is a predicted model, not a curated record. Gene Ontology annotation, biological process: lipid transport.